This is a messenger RNA of Tinamus guttatus (white-throated tinamou), 371 nucleotides long. The record is from RefSeq and is a predicted model, not a curated record. Lineage: Eukaryota; Metazoa; Chordata; Aves; Tinamiformes; Tinamidae.
GUCAGUGAUCCUGCUCGUGAAGGACCAGAAGAAGAUCCCCAUCAAGCGCUCCGACAUUCUGAAGAAGAUCAUUGGCGAGUACAAGGACGUCUACUCGGAGAUCGUCAACCGGGCAGGGAGGACCCUGCAGCAGGUAUUUGGGCUGCAGCUGGUGGAGAUUGACACCAAGCACCACACCUACAUCCUCGUGAGCACCUUGCCACGCGCCGAGGGGGACAAGCUGCGCCAGGAUGACCAGACAGCCAAGCUGGGCCUCCUCACCGUCAUCCUCAGCUUCAUCUUCAUGAAAGGAAACUCUGCCAAGGAUGGGGCCGUGUGGGAAUUCCUGCGCCGGCUCCGCGUGCAUCCCGGGUAGGAGCAGGGAGAGGGGC